This is a messenger RNA of Haliaeetus leucocephalus (bald eagle), 903 nucleotides long. Its product is annotated as eukaryotic translation initiation factor 3 subunit C-like. The record is from RefSeq and is a predicted model, not a curated record. Gene Ontology annotation, biological process: translational initiation. Gene Ontology annotation, molecular function: translation initiation factor binding; RNA binding; translation initiation factor activity. Gene Ontology annotation, cellular component: eukaryotic translation initiation factor 3 complex. The transcript is spliced from 5 exons. Lineage: Eukaryota; Metazoa; Chordata; Aves; Accipitriformes; Accipitridae. The annotation marks the transcript as partial.
GAGGAGCUGACGAACUUGAUCAAAACGAUCCGCAACGCCAUGAAGAUCCGCGACGUCACCAAGUGCCUGGAGGAGUUCGAGCUCCUCGGCAAAGCCUACGGCAAAGCCAAGAGCAUCGUCGACAAGGAGGGCGUGCCGCGCUUCUACGUCCGCAUUUUGGCCGAUUUGGAGGAUUACCUCAACGAGCUGUGGGAGGACAAGGAAGGGAAGAAGAAGAUGAACAAGAACAACGCGAAGGCGCUCAGCACCCUCCGGCAGAAGAUCCGGAAGUACAACCGGGAUUACGAGACCCACAUCGCUAAUUACAAGCAGAACCCGGAGCAGUCGGACGAAGACGAGGAGAAGAAAAGUCGGGAUUCGGAAGGCUCCACCUCUUCGUCUUCGGAGGAGGAGGAGGACGAGGACGGCGUCAGCGCCGCCGCUUUCCUGAAGAAGAAGGACGCCGGCGGCGAGUCGCGGAGCCGCUACUUGAAGAAGAUGGAGGUGGGCUCGCCGGGGCGGGAGUACGUCGACCACCUGAAGGACGAAGGGCGCGUCUGCGGCAUCAUCGCCCGCCUCCAGCGCUACCUGCAGGAGAAAGGGACGACGGAGGAGCUGUGCCGCGUCUACCUGCGCCGCGUCCUCCACACCUACUACAAGUUCGACUACCGCGCCCACCGCCGCGCCCACGGCGACGCCCAACGGGCGGGGGAAGAGGAAGAGGAAGAGGAAGACUCGGCGGCGCUGAUGGAGCGCCUCUGCAAGUACGUCUACGCCAAGGACCGCACCGACCGCAUCCGCACCUGCGCCAUCCUGUGCCACAUCUACCACCACGCCCUCCACAGCCGCUGGUACCAGGCCCGUGACCUCAUGCUGAUGUCACACCUGCAGGACAACAUCCAGCACGCCGACCCCCCCGUCCAG